This is a messenger RNA of Fukomys damarensis (Damara mole-rat), 1092 nucleotides long. Its product is annotated as olfactory receptor 4B1. The record is from RefSeq and is a predicted model, not a curated record. Gene Ontology annotation, cellular component: membrane. Lineage: Eukaryota; Metazoa; Chordata; Mammalia; Rodentia; Bathyergidae. The coding region runs from base 169 to 1092 and encodes 307 amino acids. Gene Ontology annotation, biological process: G protein-coupled receptor signaling pathway. Gene Ontology annotation, molecular function: G protein-coupled receptor activity; olfactory receptor activity. The transcript is spliced from 3 exons.
CAGAUCUGAAAUCCAUGCGGUGCAGUUACUUGUUCCAAGGCAGAGCAAAACCACACCACUCCUCCAGCCUAAAGGAUCUGGCAGGUGUUUAGAUACAUAAGACGUUCUCACGGAGUAUCUUCUUUCAGGCUUUCAACACCCAGCUUCCAGCACCCCUGAGCUAAGUCCAUGGCCAGCAAAAAUAACUUGACAGAGCUGGUCAUCACUGGGUUUUUUUGGGGUACAGAGGUGCAGAGAGCAUGCUUUGUGCUCUUCCUGCCCGUCUACCUGGCCACACUGCUGGGCAACGGCCUCAUCGUCCUGACGGUCAGUGUCAGUCAGAGCCUGCACUCCCCCAUGUACUUCUUCCUGGGCUACCUGUCCCUGGUGGAGAUCUGCUACUCCUCCACUGUGGUGCCCAAGUUCAUCGCGGACCUGCUCGCCAAGGUCAAAACCAUCUCCUUCCAGGGCUGCCUGGCUCAGAUAUUCUUCUUCCACUUCUUUGGGGUCAUCGAGAGCCUCCUGCUGGUGGCGAUGGCCUAUGACCACUACGUGGCCAUCUGCAAGCCCCUUCACUAUAUGAGCAUGAUGAGCCGCCAACUGUGUCGCCUCCUGGUGGUCGGUUCCUGGCUGGGGGGCUUUCUUCACUCCAUCAUUCAGAUUCUCAUCACCAUCCCGCUGCCCUUCUGUGGCCCCAAUGUGAUUGACCACUACUUCUGUGACCUCCACCCCUUAUUCAAGCUGGCCUGCACCGACACUUUUAUGGUAGGAAUUAUUAUAUUUGUCAACAGUGGAAUCAUCUCCAUCUUCUCCCUCAUGAUCUUGCUAUGCUCCUACAUCGUCAUCCUGCUCAGCCUGAGGAACCAUUCUGCGGAGGGGAGGCGCAAGGCCCUCUCCACCUGUGCAGCUCACAUCACGGUGGUUGUCUUGUUUUUCGGACCCGCCACCUUCCUCUACUUACGUCCCGCCUCCACCUACACCGAGGACAAGCUGGUGGCUGUGUUCUACACGGUCAUCACUCCCAUGCUGAACCCCAUCAUCUACACACUCAGAAAUGCGGAGGUGAAAAUCGCCAUCAGGAAGUUGUGGAGCAAAAAGACACAAAUGGAGUGA